AUGGGAAUGUCUACGAACAAAACAGUAAACCGAUGGACAUCAUGGCUCACCAAGAACAUGUUACUACUAAUGACAAUGGCUGGAAUCAUAAUGGGUGCCAUAAUUGGAGGAGUGCUUCGAAAUCUAGAACCAUCUCCAGACGUUGUCAGAUAUGUCGGCUUUCCGGGAGAACUCUUCAUGAAUAUGUUGAAGGCUAUGGUGUUACCCUUGAUUGCUGCAAGUAUCGUGUCAGGACUCUCCCAACUCGACGGAAAAACCUCGGGUCGUCUUGGUUCCCGAGCAGUCAUGUACUAUGCGAUAACCACAACGCACGCAGUUAUUCUUGGAAUCAUUGUAGUUUCGAUCAUUCAUCCAGGCGAUCCAACUAUCAAACAGAAAAUGGGAAUCGAGGAGGGAGCCACUGCGAAUGAGUCCGCUGCUCAGAAGUUUUUGGAUUUGUUUAGAAAUGCGUUCCCGGAGAACAUAAUGAGAGCAACGUUUGCCCAGGUACAAACUCACUAUGUCAACCACACCAGUUCUAAUGGUGUACAACAGCUGGUGCCGAAAACAGGAUAUGUGGAUGGGAUGAAUGUGUUGGGAAUUAUCGUGUUCUGCAUAGUUAUGGGUCUUGUUAUCUCAAAAAUUGGGGAUGAAGCGAAACCGCUGGCAAACUUAUUCCACGCACUCGACGUUGUCAUCACCAAAAUGGUAAUGAUUAUUAUGUGGUUGGGACCGAUUGGAAUUCCUUCGUUGAUUGCUCAAAAAAUGUUAGAGGUGUCAGACUUAUGGCAGACGGCAAGGAUGUUAGGAUUGUUUGUAUUCACUGUCAUUCUCGGAUUGGCUAUUCAGGCGUUCAUCACCCUCCCACUCAUUUAUUUCAUUGGAACUCGUCACAAUCCGUACAAAUUCUUGAAGGGACUUGGACAAGCGAUUAUGACCGCUUUGGGCACAUCAUCAAGUGCCGCCUCUCUUCCAGUCACUUUCAGAUGUUUGAACAAGUUAGGCAUCGAUCCGAGGGUGACUAAAUUCGUGUUGCCAGUGGGCGCUAUGGUUAAUAUGGACGGAACCGCGCUCUACGAAGCGACAGCCUCAAUCUUCAUUGCUCAAAUGAAUGGUCUCGAACUAUCGAUUGGUCAAAUCGUGACCGUAUCCAUAACUGCCACGUUGGCCUCAAUUGGUGCCGCCUCAAUUCCAUCGGCUGGCUUAGUGACUAUGCUAAUUGUACUCACCGCUCUAGGUCUUCCAGCCAAUGAUAUAUCUCUCAUUUUGGCAGUCGAUUGGUUUUUGGACCGACUUCGUACAUCUGUGAACGUGAUUGGCGAUGCGUUGGGAUGCGGAUUCGUCCAUUACAUUUGUGCUGAUCAUUUGAAUGCGGACGUGGCAGAGGCUGAAAAGAAUCAUGCGGUUGUAGAGGCUCAUGUAAGGAGAGAUGUUUGA
Caenorhabditis remanei is the source of this 1416-nucleotide messenger RNA. RefSeq lists its product as uncharacterized. Gene Ontology annotation, biological process: L-glutamate transmembrane transport. The coding region runs from base 1 to 1416 and encodes 471 amino acids. Gene Ontology annotation, cellular component: plasma membrane. Lineage: Eukaryota; Metazoa; Nematoda; Chromadorea; Rhabditida; Rhabditidae. Gene Ontology annotation, molecular function: neutral L-amino acid transmembrane transporter activity; glutamate:sodium symporter activity; L-glutamate transmembrane transporter activity. The transcript has 7 exons. The record is from RefSeq and is a predicted model, not a curated record.